Miniopterus natalensis is the source of this 1251-nucleotide messenger RNA. RefSeq names its product serine and arginine rich splicing factor 12 (gene SRSF12). Gene Ontology annotation, molecular function: RNA binding. Lineage: Eukaryota; Metazoa; Chordata; Mammalia; Chiroptera; Miniopteridae. The record is from RefSeq and is a predicted model, not a curated record.
AUGACAUCCUCACAGCUUGAUGAUCCAGGACCCCAGCAGCAGGUGAUCCUUGCCCUGACAUGGUCAGAAGGUCAACAGCAGCUAGACUUCGGCUUUCCUACAUUUACUCAGAGUUCCAGAGUCAAAGCCAAGUCUGAUUUUGUUGGUUCUUCAUCUCUUAUAAAGUCCAUCUUGCAAGCCUUAAAGCGUAAAGGUCAAGGUUCAAGAUCAAGUGACAUUGAGCUACUCAUAUUUGAAGAUGUUCGCGAUGCUGAAGAUGCUCUUUAUAACCUCAAUAGAAAGUGGGUAUGUGGCCGUCAAAUUGAAAUACAGUUUGCACAAGGUGAUCGCAAAACACCAGGCCAAAUGAAAUCAAAAGAACGUCACCCUUGUUCUCCAAGUGAUCAUAGGAGGUCAAGAAGCCCCAGCCAACGCAGAACUCGAAGUAGAAGUUCUUCAUGGGGAAGAAAUAGGAGGCGGUCUGAUAGCCUUAAAGAGUCUCGACACAGGCGGUUUUCUUAUAGCCAAUCUAAAUCUCGCUCCAAAUCACUACCAAGGCGGUCUACCUCAGCAAGGCAGUCAAGAACUCCAAGAAGGAAUUCUGGUUCUAGAGGACGGUCAAGGUCCAAGUCCUUAGAAAAAAGGUCUAAGUCAAUAGGAAAAUCACAAUCAAAUUCACCUCAAAAGCAGACUAGCUCAGGAACAAAAUCAAGAUCACAUGGAAGACAUUCUGACUCCAUAGCAAGAUCCCCUUGCAAAUCUCCUAAAGGGUAUACCAAUUCUGAAACUAAAGCACAAACAGCAAAACGCUCUCAUUUUCGAUCACAUUCCAGAUCUCGGAGUUACCGUCACAAAAACAGUUGGUGAACAACAAGAAGAGUGCUAGGUAAUCCUUAAUAUAAGUUAUUAAACCUCUCGUUAUGUUAAAUAAAAAUUCUUUAAGGCUUACAGAAAAUGUGAGUUGAUACUAGUUACUUUGGGCAUGUGCAAGAAAUAAAACCUCUCUAGCUUUGGGUUAAUAAAGAUUUGGUCUCAAUUUAAAGGCCCACACCACAAAUUAUGAUGUGUCUAAUGUCGCCAUUUUAUGGACCAUUUUCGUUUAUAUUGUGGCAGAGGGGUACUUUUCAAAGAAAAUGGGUAAAAUGGAACUAAUUUAGAAAAUUCUACUUGGAUAUAAGUGCAGUAGUUCCCCCCUUAUCCAUGGGGAUAUGUUCAAAACCCUCCUGGUUCAAUGCCUGAAACCACAGAUUGUACCAAACUCUAUGUAUACUA